Molecule: messenger RNA, 804 nt
Organism: Aspergillus glaucus CBS 516.65
Lineage: Eukaryota; Fungi; Ascomycota; Eurotiomycetes; Eurotiales; Aspergillaceae
Product: DUF3632 domain-containing protein
Exons: 4
Coding region: 1-804 (267 amino acids)
Source: RefSeq, a predicted model, not a curated record
AUGGUGAACUCCCCAAACUACGAAUUCGAAUCAAUCGAAGACUCCUCACAAUUCAAGAUCCUCAACGACCUCAUCAACACCGACACAACAGUCACCAAUGCACUGCACCAAUUCAUCACUCUAACAAUAACCGCCCACACAGCCCCUAAUAAAGAGAAUCAUUACACCCCCGGUGACGUUGACUAUGAUCUCUCCCUGGCCAUAAUGGCACUUGCCCAGCAAUUGGAGCCAACAAAGCAUACAAAGCUGGUUGAGUUCCUCUGCAGUCUUCACAAGGUGACAGCAACAGACCUAUCGACAGGCGAUCCACUUGGAGCAGCAAGUGGCGAUGUUCUCUGGAUGGAUAUGCCGUCUUUUGGGUACACGGAGUUGGAGACGUGGAUGGAGUUUGGGGGGGAUUAUACAGAUCCCUUCACUCCUGAUCUGAAAGAUGAGCAAAGGAAGCGCUGGGGAUUCAACAUCCACCCCCUGGACAGAUCUCACCGCGCAGUCUGGGCGUUCCUCUUUGCCCUGGAAAACGAUGACAUUCCCAUGCAGAUCCUCGCCAAGACAGCUGCCAUGGAGGCUGCAUGUAUGUGGUUUAUUUAUGCGGGGAAUCGGUUGUGGGAGAAUGUCCAGCGUGGUCGUACGUACAGUGAGGACUUUGGGUUGGGGCCGGGGGGUAUGUAUGAGCGGGAUAGAUGGGAGGUUUGGGGGGAGAGGUUGAGGGGUGCGAGGGCGGAUGGGGAUGGGCGGAUGAGGGGGUUGAUUGAGGAGGCUUUGGAGUGUAGGGAACGGGCGAUGACUGACCUUUCACCGAACUGA